CGUCGCGGUGGUCCUUGCGAUGCGUAUUGCUGCCUUGCUUUGCCCUCCACAAGUUCCACACGCAGUCGAUUCCACACUGCCUCUCCAGGCUUGGCUUCUUCAUCCUCCUCUUUACUUCUCGCACCAGAUUCUCUACUUUUCUCGUCCAAAUCCCUGAAUCUUUCGACCCUUCUUGCCGCAUCAAUUGGUUUGCCGGCAUUGAGUUUCGUUUUCUCUCUUUUUCCCUUUUACCCAGAAUAAAAAAGUCGGCUUUAUUUUUUCACUUUUUUCGACCCACUUUCUCUUCUCCUCAUCGCAAUUCUUUGAUUUAAUUCCGAUUUCGAAUUUGUAUUGGAGAUUUGUUUUGCCCUUCUACGCUGUCUCUCGGCUUUCGUUAUAGAAAGUUCUGGAAUUUGGUUGAUGUCUGCCUUUUAUGUGAGGAGCUUUAGCGAAUGUGCUCGUUCGAAGUUAGGGUUUGUUUGAACUGCUAGAAAGAUGGUGCCGUGGGGUGGAGUCAGUUGCUGUUUGAGCGCGGCCGCUCUAUAUCUCCUUGGCAGGAGCAGUGGAAGGGAUGCUGAGGGUCUAAAGUCUGUUGCUCGAGUUAAUCAAUUGAAAGAUUUGGCACAGUUACUGGAUACUGCAAGCAAAGUAUUACCUCUGGUUGUUACAGUUACUGGAAGAGUUGGUUCUGACACACCAAUUAGUUGCGAGUACAGUGGCUUAAGAGGUGUAAUUGUGGAGGAAACAGCAGAGCAGCAUUUUCUGAAGCACAAUGAUGCUGGUUCAUGGAUACAGGAUUCUGCGUUGAUGCUAUCCAUGUGUAAAGAGGUUCCCUGGUACCUGGAUGAUGGGACUGCUCGUGUAUAUGUAAUAGGAGCCCGAGGUGCGACAGGAUUGGUAUUAACAAUUGGAAGUGAAGUGUUUGAGGAGUCUGGGCGUUCCAUUGUUCGUGGAACAUUAGAUUAUCUUCAAGGUCUCAAGAUGCUUGGAGUCAAGAGGACUGAACGGGUUCUUCCCACUGGUACACCCCUGACUGUGGUUGGUGAGGCUGUCAAAGAUGAUAUUGGAACAAUUCGAAUUCAGCGACCUCAUAAAGGCCCAUUUUAUGUUUCUCACAAAACCAUUGACCAGCUCAUUGCAAAUCUUGGAAAGUGGGCAAGGUGGUAUAAGUAUGCUUCAAUGGGGUUUACUAUAUUUGGUGUAUAUUUGCUGGCAAAGCAUGCGUUCCAAUAUUUUAUGGAAAGAAGGCGCCACUGGGAGUUGAGAAAAAGGGUUCUUGCUGCUGCAGCUAAUAGACCAGGCCAAGAGAAUAAAGGUUUAGAUGCUAAAGCUGAUAAUGGGUCUGACACUACUAAAAAGGACCGGUCGAUGCCUGAUCUAUGUGUGAUAUGUCUAGAGCUAGAGUACAAUUCUGUUUUUGUCCCAUGCGGCCACAUGUGCUGCUGUAUGAGGUGCUCUUCGCACUUGACAAGCUGCCCACUUUGCCGGCGACGGAUCGAGCAGGCGGUGAGGACUUUCCGGCAUUGAUGCUGCUGCUCGGCUUACUGUUAUGUUUCCGUAAAAAGAACUCCAUGAUUGGUAGACCUUACUGACCAACCUCCUCCUCCUAGACCAAGCCCGUGAAGUUAAGUUGUAAAUAACUUUACGUGUCCAGAUGCCUUGUGUAAAUUGACGGUUCUUGUAACGAAUACUGUAGCAACUUUUGACCACCCUUUUGAAUCCCCAUCACCAUUGGGGUUGGGGGGGUAUUUCAGGUAAUCACGCAUAUCCUUUCAUUUCUUGUUUUUA
This is a messenger RNA of Diospyros lotus (date-plum), 1767 nucleotides long. Its product is annotated as E3 ubiquitin-protein ligase SP1. The record is from RefSeq and is a predicted model, not a curated record. NCBI's taxonomy places the organism in Eukaryota, Viridiplantae, Streptophyta, Magnoliopsida, Ericales, Ebenaceae. The transcript has 11 exons. Bases 475 to 1506 code for a protein of 343 amino acids. Gene Ontology annotation, molecular function: ubiquitin-protein transferase activity. Gene Ontology annotation, biological process: protein ubiquitination; organelle organization.